CUAAUGACACAAAGCAACUGCACCCAAGUGACCAAGUUCAGCUUAAUGGGGUUCACAGAGGACCCGGUGACUCAGGUCAUCCUCUUCCUGAUAUUUCUGCUCACCUACCUCAUCACUGUCCUGGGGAACCUUGGGAUGAUGGUGUUAAUCAGGGCCAGCCCUCAGCUCCACUCCCCCAUGUAUUAUUUCCUGGGCAACCUGGCUUUUGUAGACCUCUGUUCUUCCACCGUCAUCACCCCCAAGAUGUUAGUUGACUUCAUAUCAGAGAAGAAGGUCAUUGCUUAUGCUGGGUGUAUGGCUCAGGUAUUCAUUUUUGAUCUUUUUGGGAUAACCGAGUGCUUCCUGCUGGCUGCAAUGGCGUAUGACCGUUACGUGGCCAUUUGCCAUCCCCUGGUGUAUCCCCUUGUCAUGUCCCCAGAAUGCUGUUUCCAGCUGGUGACUGGGUCAUAUCUCAUGGGGCUGAUAAAUGGCACGGGGCAGACUAUCGGCAUGUCCAGGUUAUCCUUCUGCAGCUCCAGUGUCAUUGACCUGUUCUUCUGUGACAUUUCCGCUCUGAUAUCACUCUCAACUACAGACAUCACCCUCAGCCACGCUAUCCUAAGAACUUCAGCAUCUUUAUUUGGUGCAUCCAGCAUCCUGGUUAUCCUGGUCUCCUACAUGGCCGUCAUCUCCACCAUCCUGAGCAUCAGUUCAGCCAAGGGCAAGCACAAAGCCUUCUCUACCUGCAGCUCCCACCUCGUCACUGUGAGCAUCUUCUAUGGGACAUCAUUUUUUAUGUACUUAAAGCCCAGCUCAGACAGCUCAAGAGGAGGAGAUAAAUGGGCUGUGGUCCUCUACACCGUGGUGACUCCCAUGCUGAACCCGUUCAUCUACAGCCUGAGGAAUAAGGACGUGAAGGAGGCUUUGAGGAGACUUGCAAAAAUAAAAUGA
This is a messenger RNA of Falco peregrinus (peregrine falcon), 930 nucleotides long. Its product is annotated as olfactory receptor 5G3-like. Gene Ontology annotation, molecular function: olfactory receptor activity; G protein-coupled receptor activity; odorant binding. Gene Ontology annotation, biological process: G protein-coupled receptor signaling pathway; sensory perception of smell. Bases 4 to 930 code for a protein of 308 amino acids. The transcript has a single exon. Gene Ontology annotation, cellular component: membrane. The record is from RefSeq and is a predicted model, not a curated record. Lineage: Eukaryota; Metazoa; Chordata; Aves; Falconiformes; Falconidae.